AUGGCCGGCGCGGGCGUCAACAACCACCUGCCCGCUGGUCCCGACGACCACAGAGCCUACAUUGUCAUUGUCGCCAUUGUCGGUCUCAUCUGGAGCGUCCUCGUCUUGUGCAUCCGCGUCUUUAUCCGCGUCCGGCUGACCGGACCCUUUGGCUCGGAUGAUGCCGCCGCCUCGCUGGCUACUUUGAUUGGCGUCUGCCAGACUGCGACUGUCCUAUACGCUGUCCGCGAAGGCGUUGGCGUCCGGAACAAUGACGCCUUCGCGGACAGCAUGGAUUCUGCACUAAAGGCGUAUUAUGCCAGCACAAUCAUGUACAUUAUGGCCAUCUGCCCGGCAAAAGCAUCCAUGUCGUUGCUCAUAACCAGAGUGAGCCGACAGGCUGCUGACAAGCACCUGCUCGGCACGCGUAUUGUCACCGGCAUCAUCUUCGCUUGGGGCUUAGCCUCGGUAUUCAUCGUCGCAUUACAAUGCGGGAGCACACGACCGUGGGAUCUGACCGCAGCUGGACACUGCAAAGGGCUGUUCCCGCGCUGGCUCGCCGUCGAAACAUUCAGUAUAGUGAUAGAGGUCCUCAUUUCCGGUCUCGCCUUCUCCCUCGUCCUCGGGCUCGACAUGGCCCUGCGGACCAAAUUCAUCGUCGUAUCCGCCUUUUCCGCACAGCUCCUCGUCGCCAUCCCCGUCAGCUACCGUCUCGUCCUCCUCCGCGACGCCCUCCGCAACUACCAGUCCCACGGCGGUGGCGGCGGCGGCGGCGGCGGCAGCUCCUCCGUCAUGUUCACCCUCGCCGACACCACCAUCGUGACGCAGGUCGUCAUGCACUUUUCCAUCAUGGCCGCCACCUUUCCCUGCUUCCGCCAGUUUCUGCAGGCCUUUAACAAUGACUUUGGCGCAACCACCAAGAUGGGCACCGGCGACGACCCCCGCUCGGGAGACGGCAGCCAGGACGCCGCCGUCGGCCCCCACCGCCGCCGCCGCAGCAUCGAUAGCUUCGCCAUGUCGGUACUGCGAUCGCGGGAUGGUAGCGGCGAUGAUGCGGGUGCAAGCGCAGAGGCGACAACGCCAGAGCAGGAAUCUGAUACCGAGGUCGAGGGCGUUUUAGUACCCCUCAUGCCGCACCGAGACGGCCUACUGACACUGGCCGACGAUGGCGGAAGCCUGCAGAGCAUGGGCAGCGACCAAGCUAUGAUAAGGAAAGAUAAAAGACUGCAUGAUAGAUCAGUUCGUCGCAUUGAUUCUUGA
Beauveria bassiana ARSEF 2860 is the source of this 1239-nucleotide messenger RNA. Its product is annotated as MFS transporter. The transcript is spliced from 4 exons. The record is from RefSeq and is a predicted model, not a curated record. The coding region runs from base 1 to 1239 and encodes 412 amino acids. NCBI's taxonomy places the organism in Eukaryota, Fungi, Ascomycota, Sordariomycetes, Hypocreales, Cordycipitaceae.